AUUCUGAAAUUGGAUUUGUGGUCAAGUGAGGCCCGCCCCGCUUCUUCCUAUUAUAAAUUCUCGACGACUCUCAUUUCACUCCUUUUUCCCCUCUCCGUCUCUCUUUCCCUCUCUUUCUGUGUCAUCUUCUUUCUCCAUUUCUCCCCGUGUUUUUCGUCCAUUGAGAUCUGAUUAAUUCGGGAAGACGGAGAAAGGGAUGCGCUUUUUUCUUCCUUUCUAGGGUUUCUUUUCUGCCUCGCCCUCCAUUGCUUUGCAACUGCGUGUUUCUGCCGUCUGUCCAUUGCGGCUUUUUCUUAUUUGUUUUGUUUUGUUUUGUUUUGUUUUGUUUUUUUUAAUGGACGGAGGGGGAGGAACUUUGCCUUCAAUGGAUGCUUUUGAUUCCUUCCUCUUCUCUCUUAGCAAUGCAUUUUCUACUCCUCUUGCACUCUUCGUUCAGAUCCAGGGAUGCGUUAUCUGCCUAGUUCUUGCUUUUGGGUGGGCUUGUGCUGCUUAUGUCAGAAAUAGAGAAAUUAAACGUAUAAAGAGGAGAGUUCGAGCUGGCAAUAGCUUUGCUUUCAUUUGCAAUGACAUCAGUGAACUCGAGCACUCCAAUCAAGUCAAUCUACCGAGGGUGACAGUUAUUAUGCCUUUAAAAGGCUUUGGAGAACAUAAUUUACACAAUUGGAGAAGCCAGGUGACAUCCCUUUAUGGAGGUCCUUUAGAAUUUCUUUUUGUGGUGGAAAGUACGGAGGACCCUGCUUACAAUGCUGUAUUGCGGUUGCUAUCUGAUCAUAGGGAUGAUGUGGAUGCUAAAAUUCUUGUGGCUGGGCUAGCAACAACUUGCAGCCAAAAAAUUCACAAUCAAUUGGUUGGGGUGGAGGAAAUGCAUAAAGAUACCAAAUAUGUGUUAUUUUUGGAUGAUGAUGUUAGGUUACAUCCUGGAACAAUUGGAGCCCUCACAGCUGAAAUGGAAAAAAAUCCUGAUAUAUUUAUCCAAACUGGAUACCCUCUUGAUUUACCUUCGGGGAGUUUAGGGAGUUAUUGCAUCUAUGAGUAUCAUAUGCCUUGUUCAAUGGGCUUUGCUACUGGUGGUAAAACAUUUUUUCUUUGGGGAGGUUGCAUGAUGAUGCAUGCUGAUGAUUUUAGAUAUGACCGUUAUGGAGUGGUCUCUGGACUUCGAGAUGGUGGAUACUCAGACGAUAUGACUCUAGCGGCUAUAGCAGGUGCUCAUAAGAGGCUUAUUACAUCACCUCCUGUUGCAAUUUUUCCUCAUCCUCUUGCAAGUGAUCUAAACUUGGGAAGGUAUUGGAAUUACUUGAGGAAACAAACAUUUGUUUUGGAAUCAUACAUAUCACAUGUUAACAAGAUAAUGAACCGAGCAUUAUUUACUUCUCACUGCUAUCUGUCGUGGGGGUUUGUGGCACCAUACUUUAUGUCUAUGAUCCACGUUGCCGCAGCACUACGGUUCUAUACUAAAGGGUACUCACUCGAGGAAGCAGGUGUUAGUUCUGUGGGGAUGUCAAUGGUCUGCAGUCUUGCUGCAUGCACCGUUAUAGAACUCUUCUCAAUGUGGAACUUGACACGGGUAGAAGUUCACUUAUGCAACAUUCUGUCCCCUGAGGCUCCCCAGCUCUCUCUUGCUUCCUACAACUGGGGAUUGGUAUUCAUUGCAAUCUUGGUGGACAACUUUUUGUACACUAUCUCUGCAAUACGUUCUCAUUUUUCUCAAUCAAUCAACUGGUCUGGCAUUCGAUAUUACUUGAAAGAUGGGAAGAUAAACAAGAUUGAAAGAAGUAUACCAAAAGUUGAUAUGGGUCCAAUUUAUACGGACUUGGGAGGGAAGCAUUUGUAUGGAAAGAAAGGAAUGGCUCCAAAGGUAUCAUUCCUGGGCUCCUUGGCCAAAACUUUGGCACAGUGGCGUCAACCUAAGAAAUUCGAUAGCUAGGAUAGAGUUGUUCACAAGAACUGCUAAUUAUUGAUGAUAUGAUGUGUUCCCAUUUGGGGAUCUCAUGGGGAAGGGCCAAUAGAGCAAUAUAGGUGAAAGAGUGGAUUGAAUAGCUUAGAUUCUUUGGGACUACUCUGCCGCUCCAUUUGUUGAUUGUUCAUUAUUAUAUAGAGUUCUAGGCACUUCCUCUCAUUCUUUUCUUUAUUCCCGUUUCAUCCAUUUUAUUCCCACCUCGCCAGGGUUUGAUUAGGUAAUUGGCAGUGAUUUUUUUUCCCCCAUGUGAUUCUUGUAAUUUCAAUUAUACGACCUUGUGAUUUCCCCUCUUGUUUGCUAUUUGAAAUGAUGUAACUCUGGUAGUGACUGUCUAGUGAUUAUUGUGUACCUCCUUGUGCCCUUGGUAUUUAUGAUAUUGUAUUAAGUAUUUAAGUAAUACGAAGUUGCAAUAUUGUUUGACUUUAUACUAUAUGAAUAAUACUAUAGCUACUAUUGGAAGUA
Cucurbita maxima (winter squash) is the source of this 2419-nucleotide messenger RNA. RefSeq lists its product as uncharacterized. Gene Ontology annotation, biological process: glucosylceramide biosynthetic process. NCBI's taxonomy places the organism in Eukaryota, Viridiplantae, Streptophyta, Magnoliopsida, Cucurbitales, Cucurbitaceae. The transcript has 14 exons. The record is from RefSeq and is a predicted model, not a curated record. The coding region runs from base 335 to 1924 and encodes 529 amino acids. Gene Ontology annotation, cellular component: membrane. Gene Ontology annotation, molecular function: ceramide glucosyltransferase activity.